AUGGCCCUUUCAAAAGAAUACACCAAAGAACAGCUGAACUACUUCAGAAUUUGCUAUGUAACCACUGAUUUACUAGCCGAAGGCCUCAGAGAACUUUUUAAACGUGAAUGGGACAAUCAAUACAAAUCAACAUCAUUGGGAGAAUGGAAAGAUUUGGCCCAGAAUGGAACGGACUUUUACAAAGGCGAGUCUCUAAGAAAUCAAAGAAGAAAUGCUCAUCUUUUGGCCACCAUGAUAAACGGAAACAGAGCGGAAUGGGAUUGCACAAUCCUGUUUUACGCCAUCCUUUACUCUGAUUGUGUCGGGCCCUACCUUGCAUCAACAGUCAGAAACAAUGUGGAUAAUCUUAGAAAAUUUAGAAACGAGGAAUUCGCCCACAUAUCACAGGGAAGUUUCCGUGAGAUGGAUUUUCAGAAUGCUAUUGGAAAAGUUCAUGUAGCGUUUAAUGCACUUGGUCUCUCUACUGUAAAAAUUGAUGAGAUAAAAAAUCAGAAAACUUUCCCAACCGACGAGUUACAUAAAAUUCUGAAAGAGGUUGACGAUGUUAAACAAGAUCUUCAAGAAAAAGAGAACCAGCGCCAGGUUCUUGAAGAGCAGCUUCAGAAAGAAGCGCCGUCAUUCUGUAUUCUCCCUGCUAAACCUACACACGAAAUUGAAAGCCGUGAAAGUGAAGUAGCACAAAUAGCCCAUCAGCUAAGGGAACUAAAGAAGGCCAAUGAGAAAAGGUUGAGUUAUCUGUACAUCUCAGGGAAUCCAGGAAGUGGCAAAUCACAACUAUCUGGCCUCGUAGCUGAAAGAUUCUUUGAUGAAGUAAAAGAAAUACCAGGCACUUCGUCCUUUGUGAUGACCAUAAACGCUGCCAGUCAAGAUUCACUUUUGGAAUCAUAUGCCAAUUUUGCUCGUCAGUUAAAGUGCCCAGAAUUUUCAGUGAUGAAAACCUUGAGCUCCAAGGAUUGUAACAUUGAAGACAAGAUUACCAAUCUCAAGAUGCUUAUUGCUGCAAAAAUUGGGUGUUACACGUCGUGGCUAAUGGUGGUGGACAAUGUGACUAAACUGACUGUAGUACAUGAUUACCUACCACAGUCUGGAACCGAGACGUGGGCAAGAGGUCAGUUGUUAAUUACAACCCAGGAUACAAAAUCCAUCCCGUUAAAAAGCUCUUUCAUCAAUCACAUUUCAGUAAGCCAAGGAAUGAAUCCUUACGAUGCCACUUCCUUAUUGGCCAAGCUUUCUGGGGUCUUCGACAAAGAGCUAGCGGAAAACGUUGCCCAGAAAUUGGACUAUCAGCCACUCGCUUUAGCAGGCGCGGCUUUGUUUGUCAAAGACAUUCGACAGGACGAAGCAUCGAAGCACUUUGGCUGGGACGAAUACCUAAAGAUUUUACAAAAAGGAAAACGAGAAACGACCGAGGAUACCCUUGCUGAUACCAACCCAAUUUAUCCAAAUACGAUGACUACAGCAAUAACGUUAGCUGUCGAAGCACAAGUUAAAUCCGACAAGUUUUUCGAACACCUAUUCAGAUUUCUUUCUCUGUGCGCACCACAACCAUUAAACGUUGACAUAGCGGUUAGUUACCUUAUAAACGUUCUCGAACACGAUGACAAAGAGGACAAGGAACACAUUCGCAGGAGAUUCGGAAGAUGUUCACUGCUUCUUUUAGAGGAAGACGAAGAUGGUUGCUACUACAUUCGUGUACAUCAGGUUGUGCACGACGCAAUGAAAUGGGUGAUGAGUGACUGUACAGAGAAUCAAACGAUCAAGGUUGUAAGUGAAGCUGUUACAUCAUUUAACAAAUUUAUAGUCACAAUUCCACACGAAAAUAGAACAAUGGACACUAUGUACAUCAUUCCGCACUUACGUGCCCUUAUUAUACCAAUUAAUACAGUUAUUAUAAUUACGACAGAAAAUAUGUGUCAAGUCCAUGUUCAGGACAUUUCUGAAAAAUUGUCGAAUCUUGGCAAGAUAUGUAAAAUGCAUUGUGAAUUUAACUUGGCAAAGACAUACUUGGAAAAUUCUCUAGCUGUUUGUAUCAGGCGGUUGGGUGACCAAAAUGUCGAUGUUGCAUCCGGGUACAAUGACUUAGCUUUAAUUCACGAGGACUUAGGUGACCUUGAACAAGCAAAGGAGUAUCAUCAACGUGGUUUAGCCAUCAAACUC
This is a messenger RNA of Porites evermanni, 2157 nucleotides long. Lineage: Eukaryota; Metazoa; Cnidaria; Anthozoa; Scleractinia; Poritidae. The record is from the annotation of a GenBank genome assembly.